AUGUCGUGUGAAGCCCAAACCCACCCGGGCUGCGGUGGGAUUCCCGAAGGCCUGGCUUCAACGCAGCUGCUGAUGGACAAGCCCAUGUAUCAUAAAAAGGCCAUUGUUCAUGGCCACCCUGACGGAGAAAUGCAUGCUGCUAACAACCGGCCACUUUCGUCAGCUGAGCUGACAACACACUGCCGAUGUUUUUUCUCUCUCCAGAAUACCUUGGCGAAGGCGCUAUACGACAACAAAGCGGAGUGCUCAGAUGAGCUGGCCUUCCGCAAAGGAGACAUCCUGACGGUUCUGGACCAAAACGUCAUUGGCAGUGAGGGCUGGUGGAAAUGCUCCCUCCAUGGCAGGCAGGGCCUGGCCCCGGCUAACCGCCUCCAGCUCCUCGCCGCCUCUCAAGCCGUCCUGCUGCCUCCUUCUGCCCAGAGCGACUCCGCAGAGUCGCCAGCGGGCCAGCAAAACAUCUACCAGGUUCCCUCCCUCCCCAAGCCUCCCGUGUUGUCGUCUACCUAUGAGAAGAUGGAGGGGUGGGUUAAAUCUCCAGCUAGGGUCUCUACCCUGCCUGCCCAAGGAAUAUAUCAGGUACCAGCCUUGGCUGCACAGCUGCUCAGUGAAAGGACCCAAAGCUCAACAAACCAGCACCUGCUUACUCUCCCAAGAGCAUGCCGGGCUUCAGUCCCCAAUAUCAGGAGUGAAGUGUAUGAUGUCCCAUCCACACAGCGCCGGGAGUCCUUAUUCACACAGAGCGGUGCCACUCCGCCCACUGCACGAAAGGGCUCUGUGCCGGUCAGAUCCACCCAGUGUUUCCAGGAAGAGCAGAAGCAGCUUUACAACAUCCCAUCCAGCCCAGAAAAGGCGGGAGCUGUUAUCCAGAAAGACUCACCGGUGGGCAACUUAUAUGAUGUCCCUCCCAAAAGAGAAGCGGAUGUGUCAGAAAACGAAUCUCAGAAAAAGUUCUGGGGCCAUUGCAAUACCUUGCCCAAUCCUCGAAAAUCAGAAUGGAUUUAUGAUAUUCCAGUAUCGCCUGAAAAAACAGGAUUAAAACAAAACCCCCCUGGCCAUUCCUUGGGGAACCAGGUGCUGUACGAUAUACCACCAGCCAGGUACAAGGCACUAACAACAAAUACAGAAGCCAAAGUUGUAAAUCCACAGUUAUAUGAUAUUCCACCAACACAACGGAAAUUAACGUUUCCAGAUGUCCAUCUCUAUGAUGUUCCGUCCUCACGGGACGUGCUCCUUUUGCCACAAAAUGGCAGCUGUGAUGUCCCCGCAAGUCUCCCGGCUCCAAAGGUUGAGAAUCAGACCUCUGAAAAGAAUGUUUAUGAUAUUCCAAAAAGUUUGCCCACCACUUUGCAGUCCAAGAAAGAGAUGGAAAAAGCCAGCGAUAGUUCUAGAGACCAAUCAUACAGUGCUCCUCCACAGCUCUCAAGAGAUGCCAAAUUAGAACAAGACAGAUUAUCUGUUUCUAGUGUGGAUAGCAGAAGCAGCACCCUCUCUACGUCCUCAAACUCUUCUGCUGAGUCUUUUUCUGUGUCAUCAGAAGAGCCUGCCAAAGAAAUUAAACUGGAACUUGACGUAGCCAUAGAGACGCUGACUGGAUUGCAGCACAGCGUAUCCAGUUCGGUUGCGAGUUUAAUGAUCUUUGUGAGCAGUAAAUGGAGAUUACAAGAGCACCUAGAGAAAAGCAUUGACGAAAUCCACAGAGCAGUUGAUCACAUAAAAGUAUCGCUGGGAGAAUUCUUGGCCUUUGCUCAAGUCAUGAAGGUAAAUGCCUCUUACCUCACUGAUAACACCCUUCAGACCAGAAUUAAAAAACAGCUAGAAAUUCUUAUGAACUCAUUCGAAAUCUUAACGGAAACAAGAGAAGCUCUAAACAACUGCAACUGGUCACUAGAGACUUUGGUCCUCAGGAAACCUAAGAACAACCCAGAUGAUCUUGAUCGCUUUGUUAUGGUAGCCCGCACGAUUCCAGAUGAUAUCAAGAGGUUCGUAUCCAUCAUCAUUGCCAAUGGAAAGCUUCUCUUCAGAAAGAAUGAGAAAGAACAAGAGAUUAAGCAAUCAAAAGUGAACCCAGAAUACAAAAUGGCAAAACAAAUCAUAGUGCCAAGAAGAAUAGAAAUAGAUGCACUUCAAAGAAAUACUUCCGAUAAACCUGACCAAAGUCAGGUCUCUUCUGAGAAACCAAAAGAAAAUGCCACCGAGGACUGUGAUUAUGUUCAGUUACAGGUUUUGCCAUCUGCAAAAAAGACCGUAAUUCAAAGCAAGCAGGACUCUGCAAAGAAAAUUGCUCUCUCGGAACACUGCAAGCUGUGUUUUGGUGCACUUCACAAGGCAAUGGGUGUAUUUACUAACAGUCUGAGCAACAACCAGCCGCCCGAAGUCUUCAUAUCCCACAGCAAAUUGAUCAUUAUGGUGGGACAAAAGCUAGUGGAUUCUCUCUGCCAGGAAACUCAAGAAAGAGAUGCUCGGAACAACAUUCUCCACAGCAGCAGCCGGUUUUGCAGUCUCUUGAAGAAUCUGGCUCUCGCCACCAAAAAUGCUGCAAUACAAUAUCCAAACGCAGAGGCCAUGAAGGAGCUUCAGGAUCAAACCAAGGAGCUGUCUAAGUACACGCAGCAGUUUAGAGCAAUGAUGGAAUGA
This is a messenger RNA of Nipponia nippon (crested ibis), 2634 nucleotides long. NCBI's taxonomy places the organism in Eukaryota, Metazoa, Chordata, Aves, Pelecaniformes, Threskiornithidae. The record is from RefSeq and is a predicted model, not a curated record.